AUGAGUUCUAAAGAAGCUGGUUCGACGAAGGGAGGCAGGGGCAAACCGAAGGCCUCCAAGUCUGUAUCGAGGUCUCAUAAAGCAGGGCUCCAGUUUCCGGUGGGUAGGAUCGCUCGAUUUCUUAAGGCCGGCAAGUACGCAGAGCGGGUUGGUGCUGGCGCACCUGUAUAUCUCUCCGCCGUGCUCGAAUACCUUGCUGCAGAGGUAUUGGAGCUUGCUGGAAAUGCUGCAAGGGAUAACAAGAAGAACCGUAUUGUGCCAAGGCACAUCCAACUGGCCGUGAGGAACGACGAAGAGCUAAGCAAGCUAUUGGGGUCUGUGACCAUUGCUAAUGGAGGAGUGUUGCCAAACAUCCACCAAACUCUUUUGCCGAAGAAGGUGGGCAAAGGCAAGGGCGAUAUUGGAUCUGCCUCUCAGGAGUUCUAG
Molecule: messenger RNA, 426 nt
Organism: Prunus armeniaca (apricot)
Lineage: Eukaryota; Viridiplantae; Streptophyta; Magnoliopsida; Rosales; Rosaceae
Source: the annotation of a GenBank genome assembly